CGCUGCUUCAAAGCGGCAACAUAAACAAUGUGUCAAUCAACAGCUGGUUGUUUUUGUCGAUGAACAGUGAGCCCCCCCUUGGAAACCUCCUUGGCACUAUCGAUCAAACUCCACUGAUGAAAAUAAAUUCUUCUCGUGCCAGUACUUUUUGGCAUAAAUUCCUGCACUGUGCUACAGUUCGGUUCGGUUUAACUCUGCUGGUGAUCUGAAAUGUCCACAAUUCGACGUGGAGGCAAAUCCGGCCGUGGAAAAACGGGAAAAAAUUCCACUCGCAAAGGAAGUUCUGCAGCCGGUAGUGUCAAUGGUCCAUUGAAGGAAAAAGCUCUCAUCAAGCAGGAGAGUGAAGAAUCCGAAUCUACGGACGCCGUAUCUUCGUCGGACGAGGAAGAACGUUGGAAAGAGUCAAAGCACACCAAUGACGUACCCUCAGAGUACUGGCACAUCCAAAAGCUGGUCAAGUACAUGAAGGCGGGCAAUCAAACGGCCACAAUCGUGGCUCUGUGUUGCCUCAAGGAUCACGACCUGACGACGCAGAUGAACCAACGGGCGAUUCAGGACUGCGGCGGGCUGGAAGUGCUCGUCAAUCUACUCGAGAGCAACGAUCUCAAGUGUCGACUGGGAGCAUUGACGGUCCUGUCGGAGAUCUCGUCUAAUUUGGACAUCCGCCGAUCGAUAGUUGACCUAGGAGGUAUUCCGCUGUUAGUGCAGAUACUGUCGGAACCCGGACGGGACCUGAAGGUAAUGGCAGCCGAAACGUUGGGCAAUGUGGCCAAGGUGCGGUUGGCACGCAAGCUGGUCCGGAAGUGUGGCGGAGUGCCUCGGCUGGUGGAUUUACUCGACGUCAAUAUCAGCAUCCUUCGAUCCCAGCGCGACCAGCUAAGCGAAGACGAGCGCGAAAUGUUGGACAUGGCCCGCGCCGGCGCGCGUGCUCUCUGGUCUCUGUCCGAGUCCCGACACAACAAGGAACUGAUGUGCAAGGGUGGCAUCGUUCCGUUGAUGGGUAGACUGCUGAAGAGCGUUCACAUCGACAUCGUUGUUCCAACUAUGGGUACCAUACAGCAGUGCGCCUCGCAGGCCAACUAUCAGCUGGCCAUCACCACCGAGGGAAUGAUCUUCGACAUCGUUUCGCACCUGACCUCGGACAACCUGGACCUGAAGCGGCAGUGCAGCUCGGCUAUCUUCAAGUGUGCCAGCGAUAAGACAGCAAGCGACAUGGUACGUGAGUCGGGAGGCUUAGAACCGUUGGUCGGUAUUGCCCGAGAUAAAUCCGUAAGGGACAACAAGCCCUUACUGGCGGCAGCAACUGGAGCACUGUGGAAGUGUGCGGCUAGUGAAGCCAACGUCAAAAAGCUUGACCAACUGAAGACAGUCCAGGUUCUGGUACAGUUGCUCAACGACGAGAGCGAAGACGUACUGACCAACGCCGCUGGAGCUAUCUCGGAGUGCGUCAAGUAUCAAAACAACCGCGAAACGCUCCGCCAGUGCGGUGGAAUACCACUAUUGGUUAAUUUGCUCAACAUGACUCACGCACCACUGCUGGAAAAUAUUGCCAAAACUCUACACGAAUGCGCUUCCGAUCCCGAGAGCAUGACCAUCAUGGAAGAUCUAGAUGCCAUCCGUCUGAUCUGGUCGCUACUGAAAAACUCAAAUCCGAAAGUUCAAGCUUAUGCGGCGUGGGCUCUAUGUCCCUGUAUUGAAAACGCUAAGGAUUCCGGAGAACUGGUGCGUAGCUUCGUCGGAGCUUUGGAAUUGGUCGUGGGGCUUCUUAGCUCCCGGGAUAACUUCGUCCUGUCGGCUGUUUGUGCCGCCAUUGCCACCAUCGCUAAGGAUAGAGAAAAUCUGUCAGUCCUCUCGGAUCACAAGGUGAUUCCUAUGUUGGCACAUCUCGUGUACACCACGGACGAUUUGUUGCGCGAAAAUUUGGCCGCUGCCAUAGCCAGCUGUGCACCGUAUGCGCAGAACACUCAAGAGCUGGGACGUUUGCGAACCGUCACGCCCAUCGUCGGCUACAUGGUCAGCAAUAACCCGCGAGUUCACCGGACCACUGCGAUGGCACUGCAGAAGCUCUCGGAAGACCCUCAGAAUUGCAUCACGAUGCAUCAGAGCGGCGUGGUUCCAUUUCUUUUGGAAACUGUUGGCUCUAAGGAUCGUGAGCUACAAGAGGCUUCCGCUGGCUGUCUGCAGAAUAUCAGGAAGUUGGCCCUGCGUGCAGAGGAACUAGAAUUUAGAGGGGAGCAUUAGAAGAAGAGUUUAUCGGAUUGAAUAUUUUAAAGCUUAUUUGUUAGAAUUUUGAAAUUAAACUGUAUUGAUUCUACAUUAGUAA
This is a messenger RNA of Aedes aegypti (yellow fever mosquito), 2323 nucleotides long. It is a transcript of the gene gudu, whose product is annotated as armadillo repeat-containing protein gudu. The transcript is spliced from 5 exons. Bases 211 to 2241 code for a protein of 676 amino acids. NCBI's taxonomy places the organism in Eukaryota, Metazoa, Arthropoda, Insecta, Diptera, Culicidae. The record is from RefSeq and is a predicted model, not a curated record. Gene Ontology annotation, molecular function: protein binding.